Messenger RNA from Zasmidium cellare ATCC 36951, 540 nucleotides. RefSeq lists its product as uncharacterized. Gene Ontology annotation, cellular component: riboflavin synthase complex; intracellular anatomical structure; mitochondrial intermembrane space. The transcript has a single exon. Gene Ontology annotation, molecular function: 6,7-dimethyl-8-ribityllumazine synthase activity. NCBI's taxonomy places the organism in Eukaryota, Fungi, Ascomycota, Dothideomycetes, Mycosphaerellales, Mycosphaerellaceae. The annotation marks the transcript as partial. The record is from RefSeq and is a predicted model, not a curated record. Gene Ontology annotation, biological process: riboflavin biosynthetic process.
AUGCUUCUAGGCUCCCCCCUCCGCAUCGGCAUCCUCCACGCGCGCUGGAACGAAAAAAUCAUCUCCGCCCUCCUCACGGGCGUGAAGAAAUCCCUCAAAUCCGCCGGCGUCCCGGACACCUCCAUCACGAUCCAAUCCGUGCCGGGGUCCUACGAACUCCCCUACGCGACGCAGCAGAUGAUCCAAGCCGCGCAGGCGCAGUCCACCGGCGCCUCAGGCCUGAUAGCGUCCGCGACGGAUUUGCUGAGCUCGAGUACGACGGAUUUGACGAGUUUGCCCAAAGCAGGAGGAGGAUCAGAGAAUAAGAAACCGUUUGAUGUCGUGAUUGCGAUCGGGGCGUUGAUCAAGGGCUCCACGAUGCAUUUCGAGUAUAUUUCGGAUGCGGUGAGUCAUGGGCUCAUGCGGGUGCAGUUGGAUACGGGGGUGCCGGUGGUGUUUGGGCUGUUGACGCUUCUGACGGAGGAGCAGGGGCUCGAGAGGGCGGGGAUUGAUGAGGCGGGGAAGGGGCAUAAUCAUGGGGAGGAUUGGGGGGCGGCGGCG